AUGGAGGGGGUAACUGUAGGGCACGUAUUUGACGCCGAAUGCAUCCUCAACAAACGUCCACGAAAGGUAUGAAAUAACGUAUCUUAUCAUAAUAUGAAAACAUUAGACCCUGUUCAAUCGUUUAACGCUUUUCCCAAUCGUCUCCUUUGCAGGGGAAGUUUGAGUAUUUGGUGAAGUGGAGAGGGUGGUCGUCCAAGUGAGUAGCUAUUUAGCAAGCAGCUGGCUGAGCUAAACAAUGACAACAAUGUAGCCCUUGAGCCCCUGCAACCUAGGAUUUAUUUUACAUCCGUAGUAUUUACAAUCGGAGAAUGUUCCCGUGGCUUUGGAUAGACUGCAUGAUGCAUGGAAGAAAGACGAUGGUGUUCGCCGUUUCUGUGUCUUGCUUUAUUUUCUUUAGCCCGAGCAGCUUAUAUUACGGUGCCAAAUCGGUAUCCAGUAACGUGAGCAGGCAUCAUCCUACUACGGUAGCGAACUGUAGCAGCGGAAUAUGGAACGCCCACUAUUUUCAUGCACCCGUGCUUUCGUCGUGAUUUACCAGUUUACCAAUAAUGUUGCUUAACGAAACCAUCUUUGAUGUAGCUGAAUGUAAAUCUCCGAGCAAACGCUCCAGUUUCAGCCAUUUACACUUUUACGCUAGCCCUAAACGAUGAACAGCUACCCUCUCAAUAUUUGCUAUUAUUCAGCAAAUAUUCUUAAUAUUUUAUUUAGACACAACGUGAAUUAUGUUUGUUUUUGAUAUGAUGCUACUAUUUCUGACAUUGUAUCUGAAAAAGGCGAUACCCCCCAUUUAAACUAGAUGCAACUGAACAGAGAAUUCAUGGUUUGACAUUAUAUUUGCAAUGUCUCUCUACUGUGCUCUAAUAAACUGUUUUAUAAUGUCGGGUUUUCUUUACAGACAUAACAGUUGGGAGCCUGAAGAGAAUAUUCUGGACCCCAGAUUACUGGCUGCCUUCCAUAAGAGGUGUGUUAUUAAUAUCAUACUACAGCGGUUCAGUUUUGAAAAGAACACAUUCAUAUUUAAUGUUAGCUACAUGGUGUAUUAGACCUGCCCUGGUCAAAUACAUCCUUCCUCCUUUCUUUCCUUCCUCCCAUGCUUGAAGCAAUCACUUAUAUCUGACUUAAUCAUAUUGAUUAAAUCAAUUAAACAGAACCCAUACUUUCACUUAUCCAGCUAUUAGAUCAAUAGUCUCUUCAAGUAAGGAAGGAUGCAUUUUUAAAGAGACAGAACAUUGUCACUGACCGUAUCAGACUCCAUGUAUGUGUGUACCUUCUACAGAGAGCAAGAGAGGGACCUACUCUUCCGUAAGAGAGGGAAGAGGCCAAGGGGACGUCCACGGAAAAUUCUGGUAAUCAUCACACUGUUGCUGCUAUUCAAACAUAUAAGAUGUAGUCACGACUCACUACAACAAAAUGCAGCAAAUUAACUUCCCUUUGUCAUGUUAAUUAUACUUGUAAUGUCUUCUCAAUGAUUGAUCCAUUAUAUUUACAACCAACAACAGUAGCAGGAAUCCAUUUGUUUGUUUGGAUGAUAAUGCAUGCGUACAGUACAAACCUUUCUCUCUCCAUGUCUUUAGGAACCAGAGCCAACUGAAACCAAAUCUGACCGCUCCUCCUCUUCAUCCGGCCUGUCCUCCUCUCCCUCCUCCUCUUCCUCAGAAGAAGAAGAGGAAGAUGAAGACCACAGGAAGAAGGCAAAACCGGGUCCUCGCCUCCGCAACCUCUACCCCGUCCCCCAGAAGAGGCCCCAAAUUGUGGUGGCCAAGAAUGAGCCCGUCCGGAAAAAGCGCGGGAGAAAACCGCUGCUCCCCGAGCUGAGGGCUUUGAGACAGGCAAAGACCCGGCCGCCCCUCCCGCCCCCUCCUCCUUCUCGCCACCACCAGGUUCUCAGGCCCCCCCGCGAGCCCUUCAAAGAGGAACCCCAAGGGGGGGUGAAGAAGCCUCUGCAGCCAGCCAGUUUCACUUACACUGGCCUGAGCUCCAGCCGGGGCUCCAGAGAUGAGGUGGCACCCCAGGGGGCUGCUGGAGGGGCCUUCUUCCAGGCAGGGGCCUCCAAACCUGGGCCGCUGAACUCCAUAUGGUCAGGUUGCUCCAUGUCGACCAACACCGCCACCCCAUCCUCUCCAUCCUCCGCUUCCUCUCUCAGCAGACCUCCCCCGCCUUACAGUAAGGGCUCGUCAGAGCUGAAGCGCUCCCUCUCUGUCUCCGACGCCAGCAGUGGCAGAGCAGAAGGGAUCAAGGGGGUAUCUAAAACCAGGGGUAUCCACAUCACUCUGUCUCCACAGCUCCAAGACAUCCAGUGGGUUCGGGGGCUCUCCGGCGGCAUGUAGCCCAGCUCAGCGCUUCCCAGCUGGGCAGAGGAGGCAGCAGGAGGGCCCUGGAGGUCAGGCGGGAAUGGUGGUUCAGCAGCAGGGAGCCAAACCCACCUCCCCUACCCCUCCCUCGGCCAGAGACCGCAUCAGUCAGGCCCUCAGCCUCCGAGCUCUCAACCUGCAGAGCGUCAAAAAAAUUGCGCCCGGCAAUGGUCUCCAGGGAAACGGAACCUCCGGCACCACUGGAGUUGCAGUUUCGAGGUUGAGCCUGAGAAGCAGUGCCAGCCCGGCAGGAAAAGGAGCAGGGGGAAGCAUUAAAGAGACGCACACCUCGUCUGGGCUGAACCAGGGCCUGGCGUCGGGAGGGUUAGGGGGAGGGGCACUGCACUCUGGAAGCGUUCCACCAGCCAGAGAGGAGAGGGGGGAGAGUGGGAAGGACACUGGGGCAGAGACGGAGAGAGAGAUGGACAGCAAGGGACUAGGGGGUGUAGGGAGGGGGAAUGGAAGAGUGGAGAAAGGGGGGAGUGUACAGGCACAGGGAGGCGUGUCCACGGCCCGCAGAGGCGGAGCUAACGGGGGGAGACAGGAAGACAGGAAGUCAGGACAGAGCCUUACCGUUAAUGACCGGAACUCCCGGAGCGGCGACAACUCCCGGACCCUUAACGAGCUCAGCACGGGUGACUCAGACGACACCAGCAGCAGCGAAUCAGAAGAGUGCGACUCCUCCCCCUAUCCCGACAACAACAACAACGGGGCCCGCCUGGUCUCUAUGGAGAUGGAAACGGAGACGGACUGGCGGCCAGCGCGGAGCCUUCUAGAACACGUGUUUGUCACUGAUGUCACCGCCAACUUCGUCACGGUAACAGUGAAGGAGUCGCCGACAAGCGUGGGGUUCUUCAACGUCCGCAAUCACUAA
This is a messenger RNA of Coregonus sp. 'balchen', 3225 nucleotides long. NCBI's taxonomy places the organism in Eukaryota, Metazoa, Chordata, Actinopteri, Salmoniformes, Salmonidae. The record is from the annotation of a GenBank genome assembly.